Molecule: messenger RNA, 2166 nt
Organism: Gasterosteus aculeatus aculeatus (three-spined stickleback)
Lineage: Eukaryota; Metazoa; Chordata; Actinopteri; Perciformes; Gasterosteidae
Gene: sult5a1
Product: sulfotransferase family 5A, member 1
Molecular function (GO): sulfotransferase activity
Source: RefSeq, a predicted model, not a curated record
CCUCAGUCCCUCCGACAGAGCGGAAGCACACGGACAGACGGUAGACAGAGGCCAGACCCGAGCGACCGAAACUUAACCUCAAAAGGAAAACUAGGGGCCGCUGAAACAGAAAGAAAGCGACCUGCAUCGAGGUCGGAGAUGGCCAGGUUGGACGUAGUAGAGACCUUUCAUGGCUUAUUCUUUCCUGGACACCUGCACACCAAGGAUUCCUUACAACAGGCUCUCCAGUUUUCAUUUCAGGACUCGGAUGUCCUCAUUGUCUCUUACCCCAAAUCAGGCACCACAUGGCUGCAGGAAAUUGUGACGCUCAUAUCCAGCAAAGGGGACCCACACUUGUCCCAAACUGUCCCAAACUGGGCUCGGGCUCCUUGGCUGGAGCAACAUUAUUUCGCUGCGUUGAUGGCGGCUUCGCCCUGCGCGGCUCGAAUCAUCACCACCCACCUGCCACACCACCUGCUGGGCCCCACCCUCAAGGACUCCAAAGCAAAGGUCAUCUAUGUGAGCAGAAACCCUAAAGAUGUCGUAGUUUCCUUUUACCACUUCCACAAAAUGGCCAACUUCCUACCCGAGGCAGGCUCAUUUCCAGAGUUUCUAAACCGGUUCCUGGAGGGCACACUGCACUAUGGCUCCUGGUUUGACCACAUUAAAGGCUGGACCAGUCAGAUGAACAAUGUGCUUCACAUCACCUAUGAAGAGAUGUCGAUGGACAUUCGAGGUGCCAUUGAGAGGUUGAGUGCUCAUCUGCAGAGUCCCUUGCUGGAGGACGAGCUCAACAACUGUGUGAAACACUGCAGCUUCAGCAGCAUGAAAGGCAACAAGAUGGCCAACUACACUCUGGUCAACAGGGAGAUAAUGGACCACAACAAGGGCUCCUUUAUGAGAAAAGGUACGAUUGGAGACUGGAAAAACAUGUUCACAAAGGAGCUGGACACACAUUUCAAAAGUGUCUUCGAGUCCAAGAUGGAGGACUGCACUCUGGAGUUUGUGUGGGACGAGCCGCAAUCAGACGAGACACACGCUGACGAAUAAAUCCCGCUGAUGUUGCAUCCCGUGACAUACAGUAAAUGUACCGUAGAUUAAAUGGAUGAAGGGCCACUUGGGACACGUAGUGCUCCGUAGCUUUUAAUGGCUGUUGUAAACCUGUUUUUUUUAAUGCACUAGUGUUUGAUGUAGCAUUUGAUCAACACAGUGAACAUAGGGAAGAGGUCAAAGGUCUUAACAUACAGCUCCUCAUCCAGAGGGCUGAAUUUUCCUUGUGUAUCCUCUCAGAAAGAAAAGUGUUGCUUAACCUCCAGCUGCUAUGCACCGCAGAUCAAAAUUGUAUAUGUGUGUGUAUGAAGCGAGCUUUCGGUCCACAUUGUAGAGAACACACGGCCAACAUCAGUCUGGUGAAGGUUGAUAUGAGCAUUAAUCCCCAGACGCUCAUAGAUGACACCGGAUCAUAUUACUCAUGUUCUGCAUCCAAGACUGAAAUUGUAGAUAUUUCUCUUUUGUGGAGGGCAAAAUAGUAAUAAUCCUUUUUUACUAAAAUUACAGCAAAAAACUAAAAUAGCACAUUAUAAUAUUCUGUAAAUGUAAUUCUAAUAUUCUAACAGCACAUGUCUUUUGUUUGUCAUCUACUGGAAUUUCCUUACCGAACACCUUGUGUGUCUGUCUGCUUUGUAAGUACACGUGAUGUGGGGAAGACUGGGUGAAUGAAUAUCCUUCUGUCUGGUUGAAAAGGGCACUUUAUUUAUCAGCGUGAAAGAGCAAAUGAAAGAGGAAAUUACCCCAAUUACAAUUCCACCAAACAUUUUAUUCAGUUGAACUUUCAUAUCUUAACUAGGCUAAACAAUAAAAAGGGAGUUUAAACAGCAGCAUGGCUUUCUGUGGUGUUUUUACUUCCAAUGCCCCAUUAGUGAGCUGCUUAUACACACCGGGCCGAUUCUGAUGGGAGGCUUGUGUUCAAGGACCUGUGUGACAGUUUAGUGCAUUUGUUUAAUGAGCGUGUGAAUUGUAUAUGUACACACACACACACACACACACACACACACACACACACGUGUACAUGUCCACGUAUUUUUGAUGUCAGAUGUUGAAACUCAAGCUUUUGCAAUCUUGUCGUUUCAAAAUGUGUUGUGAAAGCCAGAGUUCCUUCUUUUAAUAAAAGUGAUGUGUCUUUUCCUU